UAGGCUAAACGAAAAGAAGAAAACAAAUCUGGUUUCGAGGAGUUGUAUCCGUGGUGAACCCCCGAGAGUGUGCGGCAACAUUCAUGCAGUGACAUGCUGGUGCUCGCGCUCGCGCUGCGGGACCGUCCCUCGCGCACCUGUCCAGGACGGCCCCGGUGGACACAGAUGGAUACAAGACUGAGCAGCCAUCAGCACUGCGGUCAAGCCGGCCUCCACUUCGAAAGACAGUCAAUCAGCUGAUGUCUGAAACACGUUCCCCCGUCUUGCAGAUGUUAGAGAUGAAAAUACGGAGGCUGCGUACUCGAGGAGGUCACUGUAUGGACUGUAUCCGUCCAGCAUGAUUGGCAUGGCGAACCUGGGUGAUCCAUCAGGUAACUGGGAUAUAGUGGAGACCAUUGGUAAAGGAACCUAUGGGAAAGUCUACAGAGUGACCAGCAGGAAGGACGGGAGUCAGGCAGCAGUGAAAGUCCUGGACCCGAUCAAUCAUGCAAGCCAUUCAAACCGAGAUGUGGACGAGGAAAUUGAGGCAGAAUACAACAUCUUGAGGUCCCUGUCCAACCACCCGAAUGUGGUGAAGUUUUUUGGCAUGUUCUACAAGACAGACAACUUAUCAGGUGGACAACUGUGGCUGGUCCUUGAGCUGUGCAACGGCGGCUCUGUCACCGAGCUCAUCAAAGGCCUGCUCAUGCGAGGCCAGAGUCUGCAGGAGCCUGUUAUCGCAUACAUCUUGUGCAGCGCGCUCUUGGGUCUUCAGCAUUUGCACAGCAACCGAAUUAUCCAUCGUGACGUCAAAGGAAACAACAUCCUCCUGACAACUGAGGGAGGAGUCAAACUGGUUGACUUUGGUGUUUCGGCUCAACUGACCAGUGCACGAUUGCGGAGGAACACAUCAGUCGGGACUCCGUUUUGGAUGGCUCCUGAGGUCAUAGCCUGUGAACAGCAGUAUGACUACUCCUACGAUGCCCGCUGUGACGUGUGGUCGCUCGGCAUCACCGCCAUCGAGCUGGCAGAUGGAGACCCCCCGCUGGCUGAGAUGCAUCCAGUCAAAGCCCUCUUCAAGAUCCCACGAAACCCUUCCCCUACAUUACGAAAUCCAGAGCAGUGGUGCAGAAGUUUUUGCCAUUUCAUCGGCCAGUGUCUGAUAAAAGAUUUUGAAGCACGUCCAUCUGUGACCCACCUCCUGGAGCAUCCCUUCAUCAAGCAGGCCCACGGUAAGGACAUGGCACUACGGCAGCAGUUAGCUGCUCUCAUCCAGGAGCAGCAAGAACUUGGCUGCAUAACCAGGACCAAGCACGAGCGGAUCAAUACUCGUAAAACCCUCAUAAUAGAGCGCUGUCCCGAUGAUGAUCUGGUGAACUUGGAGUUCUUAGAUGAGGAGAUGAUAAUCAGCCGUCUCCAGAAGAGAUAUGAUGAGCUGCAGGUGUACACUUAUGUUGGUGACAUCCUCAUUGCUCUCAACCCUUUCCAGAAUCUUAGCAUCUACUCUCCGCAGUUUUCUAAACUGUACCAUGGUGUGAAGCGGGCCGACAACCCUCCACACAUCUUUGCUACGGCAGAUGCAGCCUACCGAGGCAUGGUGACGUUCUGCAAAGACCAGUGUAUCAUAAUCAGUGGGGAGAGCGGUGCCGGGAAAACAGAGAGCGCUCAUUUGAUUGUCCAACAUCUUACCUUCUUGGGAAAGGCAAACAAUCGGACGCUGCGUGAGAAGAUCUUGCAGGUGAACCCCCUUGUAGAAGCCUUCGGAAACGCCUGCACAGCCAUAAAUGACAACUCCAGCCGCUUCGGCAAAUACCUGGAGAUGAAGUUCACACCCACUGGAGCGGUCAUCGGGGCCAAGAUAUCCGAGUACCUGCUGGAGAAGUCGAGGGUCAUCAAACAAGCUAUGGGGGAGAAAAACUUCCACAUAUUCUAUUACAUAUAUGCCGGGCUUUACCACCAAGACAAGCUGAAGACUUACAGGCUGCCAGACAGAACACCUCCCAGGUAUAUUGACAGCCCGCACUGCAAAGUGAUGCAAGACAUCGUCUCCAGCAAACUGUACACGGAGCAGUUUGACGCCAUUCAGGAGUGCUUCAGAAAUAUCGGCUUUACUGAAGAGGAGGUCAACUCUGUUUACAGAAUUCUCUCAGCCAUUUUGAACACCGGCAAUAUUGAAUUUGCUUCCAUCGCAUCCCAACACCAGACUGAUAAGAGCGAAGUGCCUAAUUCAGAGUCCUUAGAGAACGCUGCCUCUCUCCUCUGCAUCGGCCCAGAGGAGCUCCAGGAGGCGCUGACCUCUCAGUGCGUGGUCACCAGGGGCGAGACCAUCAUCCGCACCAACACCGUGGACAAAGCCGCCGACGUCCGGGACGCCAUGUCCAAGGCCUUGUACGGACGCCUCUUCAGCUGGAUCGUCAACCGCAUCAACACCCUGCUGCAGCCCGACAUGAAUAUCUGUGCCACAGAGAGCAGCAUGAAUGUGGGAAUCCUGGACAUCUUUGGAUUUGAAAACUUCAAGAAUAAUUCAUUUGAGCAGUUGUGCAUCAACAUCGCAAACGAGCAGAUUCAGUUUUACUUCAACCAGCACAUAUUCGCCCUGGAACAGAUGGAAUACCAGAGUGAGGGGGUGGAUGCCAGCCUGGUGGAGUAUCAGGACAACAGGCCCAUCCUGGACAUGUUCCUGCAGAAGCCCAUGGGCCUGCUGUCCUUAAUGGACGAGGAGAGCCGCUUCCCUCAGGCCACCGACCAGACCCUAGUGGAUAAAUUCGAGGACAAUUUGCGCUGCAAGUACUUCUGGAUACCGAAACGUGUGGAGCUUUGUUUUGGGAUUCAGCAUUACGCAGGAAAGGUCAUGUACAACGUGGAUGGUUUCUUGGAGAAGAACAGAGACACUCUUCCUGCCGACAUCGUUGUAGUUCUGAGAACGUCAGAGAACAAACUCCUGCAGCAGCUGUUCUCCAGCCCCUUAACUAAAACAGGAAACCUGGCGACGUGCAGAGCGCGGGUCACCGCCGCCUCCAGAUCGCUGCCGGCGCAGCUCGGGUCAGGACGCACCAAGUCUCCCAAAUACCUAUUGAAGGUGGACACCAUGGAGAUGAUGCGUAACCCAGAAGAAACCACCAACAUGAGGAGACAGACUGUAGCCUCCUAUUUCCGUUACUCCCUCAUGGACCUGCUGUCUAAGAUGGUGGUGGGUCAGCCACACUUUGUGCGCUGCAUCAAACCCAACGAUGACAGGCAGCCGCUGCGCUUCUGCAAGGAGAGGGUGAUGGUGCAGCUGCGCUACACCGGGAUCCUGGAGACUGUGAACAUCCGUCGGCAGGGCUACUCCCACCGCAUCCUGUUUGAAGAGUUUGUCAACAGAUAUUACUACCUGGCAUUUCGGGCUCACCAGAUGCCAAAGACCAACACGGAGAACGUUGUUGCAAUCCUGGAGCGGGCCAAACUGGAAUCCUGGAUGCUCGGGAAGACAAAGGUGUUCCUGAAGUACCACCACGUGGAGCAGCUGAACCUGCUGCUGAGGGAGGUGAUCGCUCGGGUGGUGGUGAUGCAAGCGUACACUAAAGGCUGGCUUGGCGUCCGACGUUACCGAAAACAGAAGAAGAAGAGAAACCGCGGGGCCAUCAUCAUCCAGGCAGCCUGGAGGGGCCAUGUCGCUCGGCAGAACCUCAAGCAGAUAAAAAAAGAGCGGCUAGAGGCCGCAAUCUGCAUUCAGUCAGUUUACAGGGGCCAUCGUUUGCGUCAGUGCCAUGGACCUCAAAGACACCCUGAGGCUGGAGGAAAGACCACCAAGGAGGAGCAUAUGGGGUCUAACUGCAACAAGGAACACAUCCAUAGAGGAAAUGUCGACCUCGACAGCCUCGACAGACAAGUGAAAGACAUCAAGAGAGACAAAGGCAGAGCUGAAGACAGUGUUACCAAGCCUUGCAGGGAGACAGCGAGGCUGCGAGACAUGCAGUGUAAACAAGGUCCAGUGAUGAAGCUGCAGCAAAGAACUCCUCGCCGGCGGGGCCAGCAGCCCAAGCUGCUCAACAGCCCUGAAGACAGCCUGUACUACAACCAGCUAAAUAGAACUCUGGAUUACCAGGGGAGCAAGAGGAAGCCGAGAAAACUUGGUCAAAUCAAAGUGCUGGAUGGAGAAGAUGAGUACUACAAAUUACUGUCAACUGUGGAGUCAAUCCCUGAGGAAGAGUACGUGACCGGCCUCCCCCCCUCCCACCCUUUCUAGUGGGCCUCUCGUCAGUCAGAGCUGAGCCUCACAACCAUGUCAACCGGUAAGACAGACGCAGCAGACAUGUCGACAGACACUCCAAAGAACAUCCGUCGUGUUAGAAGUGCCGUGGCAUGUGGAGCAAGUAGCAGCAGGGCAGAAUAGUUGACCUGUGCAGGCGAUGCCCUCAGCUGGGAAUCCAAAAUGGUCAGAAAGUAUUGACAGGAACAACUUAAUCAUGAAGUUAUAUUAUUACAACAGCAUUGUGCUAUUUUCUGUUUAGUAAGCCACCUUUUUUUGCCAUAAUGCCUGAAUGUAGUUAGAGAUGUUAAAACUAUCAAGAAGAGGGGAAGAAGACACCAAACGCUGUCCUAGUCCUGUGCUUGACUUGCUGCAGUUGUGCCUCUCUCAAUGUGGCAAAAACGUGUACGAAUAUUAUGGUGUUUGUCAUUUUACCAGCUGCAUUUUAAAAAACAUGCCCUUCAUAAGAAAUGAUCAUUCAGCUUACAACAAACUGCUGUGAAAUGGUACAGAUGUUGCAUCAAUAAAUGAAGGCAUGAAAAUACACGUAACACAAAUAAUACAUCAUCAUGUGGUGCGCUGGGGAGGAGGGGAGAGUUGGAAUGAAAAGCAUUUUGCAAAGUCACAUUGAAACACUUAAACGCUGCGUAUGCCAGGGCUGCAAGACAAAUGUAACCGACUCUUAUUAUCCAUGUAUCUGCUAAUUAUAUAUUCAUUGAUUCUUCUCUUUUAAAUGUUGAAAAUAAUGACAAAUACCUGAAACAAAAGAAAUGUCUUCAAAUGGUUUCUUUUGACCGCGUGUUGGAGCAUCAGUAAAAAAGAAAAAGAAAUCACGUGCCCGUUCGGGGCGUGGCUGUUUGGAACGGGCGAGUUACUCGGCUGCAAGUUUGUAAAAAUGCUUCCUGAUGGUCGGAGUCAUAACCUGAUUGGUUAGGGUGAGCGAGUGAAAGAAUCUCAGGGGAAGCCAAUCGGAGGAAGAGGAGCUUGAGUCAUGCCUUUGCUAUCCGAGGAUUAACAUAGGCGAAGCAAAAGGGAAGCAUUUGAUGUUUAUUGUUUUUGUAUCAGUUGAAUAAAUGACAACAAUAACUUCGAA
Messenger RNA from Pseudoliparis swirei, 5303 nucleotides. RefSeq names its product myosin IIIB (gene myo3b). Gene Ontology annotation, biological process: protein phosphorylation. Gene Ontology annotation, molecular function: protein binding; ATP binding; cytoskeletal motor activity. The coding region runs from base 338 to 4207 and encodes 1289 amino acids. NCBI's taxonomy places the organism in Eukaryota, Metazoa, Chordata, Actinopteri, Perciformes, Liparidae. The record is from RefSeq and is a predicted model, not a curated record. The transcript is spliced from 37 exons. Gene Ontology annotation, cellular component: myosin complex.